Messenger RNA from Paramecium tetraurelia, 453 nucleotides. RefSeq lists its product as uncharacterized. The record is from RefSeq and is a predicted model, not a curated record. Lineage: Eukaryota; Ciliophora; Oligohymenophorea; Peniculida; Parameciidae. The transcript has a single exon. Gene Ontology annotation, molecular function: isomerase activity. Gene Ontology annotation, biological process: carbohydrate metabolic process.
AUGAAUUAAAUUAAAAUAUUUAUUGGAAAUGACCAUGCUGCAUUAGAUUAUAAAAAUACUUUAUUAGAAUAUAGUAAAAAAAAGGGAUAUGAUAUUGAAGAUCUAGGAACACACACAAACCAAAGUUGUGAUUAUAAUGAUUAUGCUCUUAAUGUAUGCAAAGAGGUCAUCAAAUCUAAUGCGAUUGGAAUAUUAAUAUGUGGUAGUGGAGUGGGGAUUUCAAUUAUGGCCAACAAGGUUAAGGGCAUCAGAUGCGGGUAAGUGAAUGAUUAUGAUUCAACAUUAAAGGCAUUAGAAAUAGGAUGCAAUGUGAUUUCUUUUGGUGCCAGAACUGUUGGGAUCGAGAUUGCCAAGUAAAUUGUGGACACUUUUCUUUCCAAUCAAAACAGAGCCAAGAAUCAUGAAGUUGAGAAGGAAAUUUAAAGCAUCGAGGAACUAACUUAUGGAAAAUGA